UUAUUGGCGGAAUUUACAGUGCUAGUCACACAACUCACACACAGUCAGAGAGCCACAAUGGCCACAAAAACAAAAAUGAGGUUAAAAUUUGUUGUUGAUGCAAUCUAUUUUCAGUUUUUCGAGUAGAUUUCUUGUGUUUCAUGCUUUCUUAUAUUGCAGAGAAGUAUUAAUACAUAACACAAUAUUUGUUUCUUAUUUAGUUAAUUAAUAAUAAUUCCAUCAAGAAUGGAAGUUUCUACUGAAAAGUCUCCUGUGAAACGAAAUGGUUACGUUAAAAACAAUGUACCCAAAGAAAUCAAGACAGUAUGUUUGAAUUGGGCCGAUAACAUUACUGCUAUUGAUAUUAGUAACCAAAACAUAACUUAUUUCGACGACAACAUGAGUUUACCACCGAAAUUGGAAACUCUUAACUUGAGCCGCAACAACAUGCAAACUAUACCCGAUAUUCUUCUGGAUCAUAGACAUCUGAAGGAAUUAGAUAUUUCUUUCAAUAACAUAGAAUUUUUUGAUGAUACACCGGAGUUCUGCAAUACUAUUGAGCGCCUAAAUUUAGCCAAUAACAGCCUCCGAGGCCCUCCGUGCUGGGUGUGGAGCGAGGCCCCGGCCAACCUCCACUACUUAAACCUAAGCAAUAAUUUCCGAAUCACCGAAUCCUUCAAAAAUGGGUAUUAUGAAGAGUUGCUGACAUACGCCACGCAAGUCCGGCACAUCGCCAUAAGUAAUUGUAAAUUAGGACUCUUCGUCAAUCUCCUUUCAACCUUUCCAAAGGCUGAGUUUAUAGAAGCUGGAACUACAAAAUCCAGUUUUGCUUCCAACUUUAUAGAAAAUGUUCCUGGAAAAGGACUUGAAAAGUGCUGUGAUAUAGAAAGACUGUGCUUAAGUAAUACAAAAUUAUACAAUGUUAUGCCUAAUAUAGAUAUUUACAAGAAGCUUCGAGAGAUAGAUUUAAGUAUGAACAAUAUUAGAGAUUUGCCAAGAGAAUUCUGCAACUUGGAGAAACUGGAAAUAUGUGUGCUGUCUGAUAAUAACUUGCUGUACCUUCCAGAAUCCUUUGACAAACUAGUUGAGUUAAAGUUUCUAUACUUAGCUCAUAAUGAACUCUGUAUGUUACCGGAUGAAUUGAAGAGCUUACCGAAGCUGCAGCUGCUAGAUCUUUACAAUAACAAUCUGUACGAGAUUCACAAUGAACUUUGGGAGAUACCAGCAUUAGAUGUGGCUCAAAAUUACUUUGAUGAACCAGAAGAUAAAAAAUAUUUAGAUAGCAAAAUUGAAUUGAGAUCACAUAGAGAAUUUUCGGAUCGGACUGAUGGAAGAAAACAUGAAAUAAUAAGAAGUGAAAGUGAACAUUCCCCAGACACUUCAGACGACGACCUGCUGGACACAGUCCACAGUGAUGAUGAAGACACAAAAUCCAAGCUGGCGCCAUCGACAUCAGACGAAGAAGACUGGGACUCGGCCGAAUACUGGGAGCCCCACCCCAUCAGGCGGUCAGGGCCGGCGCCCUCCCCCUGGCUCCACUUCAUACACCAGAAGAUGGCUGAAGGGAACUUCUGUCCCAUGGACCUCCACACGGUGCCCGUGAUAGAGCAAGUGAGAUACGAACAAAUGUGCAAUCCGAAGGUGAAGUACUUCGUGGAAGGACAGUUCGAUGAUAUAACUGAUGAUGAUAGCUGAUGUUUGUGUUGGUUUAGUUUAAGCGUAAUUCAAUUUGUUAUGUUUUAGGUAAGUAUUAUUUUUUGUUAUAUGCUUGAGUAUUAGUCUCAUAUUCAUAAUGUUUUGAGAAUUUAAGUCUGCACCUCCAGUAGGCAAACUGUUUGCCACCGACUGAGUCACAGAGUAGGUAAUAUAGUUAAGUUACCGGCGCGGCGUAUCGGUUUAGUAUGCGGUGUUUACAUUUUGCUAUUUUCACGCUAACACCACGCAGUUAGCUUCGUUACGCGCGCCUUGUAACAGGCGGAUAAGUUUGUAGGCAAACUUAUCCGCCUGUUACAAGGGAGUGCAGCCUAAGCAUAAUUCACUUUAUCUGUUACGGUAUUGUUUAUUUUUCUAUUGUGUCCACUACCCGCAUGUAAUGUAUGUUUAGUUUUAUCCGAUGUGAGAUGGGACAAUCUGAAAUCCAGCGCUGUAACGUUGGCCACAACUUACAGCAGAUGCUGAGAUUGUUCCAUUUUGCCAUUUUUUCAUUCAAUUGUAUAUUUUUAAAUUUUAUUGCAUGUUUUUUUGUAGUAAUUUUCUUAUUGUAAUGAUAUGAUUAGGUGUAUAUUUUUGUAAUCAUUUUUUAUUGUAUAUCCGAUGGAGUUGUCACACGAAUACUAUAAGUAUAAGAUAUCGACUUUCAUUCGAGAGGCUGUAGGUUCGAAUCGCGCCAUGUAGCAAUGAAUUCUUUAGAAAUAAGGAAUACCAGUACAAUUAAUACCACGUGCUCUUAUGCUGAAGUAAAACAUAGUGAGAAAACCUCUGCACAUCUAGAUGUGUGAACCCUCCAACCCAAAGUGGACCAGAAGCAUGGUGGGAAAUGGCCCAAGCCUAGGGAAGCAGUUAAGACCUUAAGGUGCUAUAGCUAUUACAAUACAAAGGUUCCAUUCGAGAGAUCCAUGUGCAGGUACUUACACCCCCAUAAAGAUAAAAAUGGAUUAAGCAAGUCAUUUUUAUACCUAGUAAGACGAACCUACCUACAUAAAACAAUUUUAAGGCUAGUUAUGUUAAUAAAAACCCAAGUUUCAGGAUAAAAUACGUUUAUUUCUUAGAAUUUGUCAAAUAUUAUCAGACAUCGGUUUUGUUACAACCAUACAUGCAUACAGGACAUUCCCGAGGGAUCGCCAUUUUAAUUUCCACAACAAAUUCAAUAAAAUAAGUGGCUAUACUACAUACAACACUCACCAAUAUAGUCCAGUUUUGCAUGUAUGUACUUUAAAUACAUUUUCUUCCACACUCCUCAACGCCACCGAUUAUAGAGAACGGGAUUUUGAGGAGGAGACGUGGGGAAACAUACGUAACUGUCAUACUUAGUAUGCUUUUACUGAACAGUAAAUUCGGCAUAACUUUAAUCAAGACAUUUUUAAUGCCUUACAGUUAAACAGUUUUAAAAAGUCACAAAGAUCUAUGUUUUUACACACUUCAUACAUUUUUAUAGAGGCAUUGGCCAAGGAAACGAAACUUUCGCAAACAAAAUUAAACAAAAACAAACAAUGUGCCUUCUUUGAGAUAAAACAAGAUUCGGUUUCUUUGCCAGGCCUUUCUUUGUCUGACAUGAUAACGACUGUGUUAGAAAACUAUGGGCAUGUUAUACGAAAAUAAACGAUGUAAGCCAUUUAAUAUAAAUAGCAAACGAAACUAAAAUUGUUCAUGAGUGCUUGAACUUAACUUUGGCCAAAAUGUAUAACUUUCUAGAUAUUGUAUAAACAUUACUGUGAACACUUGACAACGUAUGAGCCACAGCAAAGUCAUACCUAGAGUUCAUUAGCAAUUAGAACAUAGUUGACGGUCGAUCGAAUUCAUACAAAAACACCAAAUGUAUAUGAACUGUCCACUAUACUCUAAUCGCUAAUGAACUAUAUCUUUAGAACUGUGAAGCUUAGUUUAUAAGAACAAUUCCGUCCCACUCAGCUAUGGAGUAAAGUCUUAGUAAAGUGAAAAGAUAUCCAAGAGUCGCCAACUGUCGAGACAAAUCUCCUAAUACAUGUGCUCAAAGACAUAGCAAAUACUAUAUUUUAGCCUCUCGCUAACAAAUACACAAAUAUCAUUAAAUGCUAAAUAAAGAAACUAACUACAAGUGC
Molecule: messenger RNA, 3776 nt
Organism: Plutella xylostella (diamondback moth)
Lineage: Eukaryota; Metazoa; Arthropoda; Insecta; Lepidoptera; Plutellidae
Cellular component (GO): cytoplasm
Molecular function (GO): protein binding
Source: RefSeq, a predicted model, not a curated record